Molecule: messenger RNA, 5231 nt
Organism: Xenopus laevis (African clawed frog)
Lineage: Eukaryota; Metazoa; Chordata; Amphibia; Anura; Pipidae
Gene: vwa3b.L
Product: von Willebrand factor A domain containing 3B L homeolog
Exons: 35
Coding region: 188-5071 (1627 amino acids)
Source: RefSeq, a predicted model, not a curated record
AUGAUGACAGCUUAUGCUGGAAACAUGACACCCAUAGCAACCUAUCCGUUUCCACAGACAACAAUGUCAGUGAGGGAAUUGCCUGUGUCCCGGGAAAUUUAGAGAAUCCUGUGUCUGGAUCCGUAAUGAGAGCGUGAAAACAAAUAUAGACAAGCCACUUUUAUAUAGCAUCGGAUUACAUUAAAGAAUGUCAGCAAAAGAAGAGGCACAUAUUCUUACCUCCUCAUCACAAUGGUUGGAAACACAUGGGCUAAAGAAGAAAAAACUUUCUAUGAUGCAGAUCCUUUCUCAACUUGGAUUCCAGCAAAAAGAAGAUUUUGUGAGCAAAUUAGGGAGACCAGUAUCCUCUCGAUAUUCUCAAGGCCUUUUUCUUCAAUAUAACUUUGCUGAUAAAAUAUACAAUCUGACAGCCAAGAAGGAACAAUUUCUCCAGAAGGUGGAAUCUCUCACAAACGCUAUUGGGCUUUACAAUGAAAGACUUGAUUGGCUUACCAGUGGAAGCCGAGCAAUAUUUGGUGUUAUCCAGGAACGUUCUGUUAUCAUUGUUGUAGACAGUGGCUUUCUGUCUAAAGAGCAUUUUGAAAUGUUUCAAGAUGCUUUCUGUCUUUUACUUAGGGAACAGGUUGCACAGAUUUCAAAAUUUAAUAUAAUUUGGGUUUCACAGGUGCCAGAAAAGUGGCAUGACAAACAGAUCCGUGUGAGUCAGGACUCUAUUGAGACAGCUGUGGAAUGGAUACGCAACAUACAGCACCCUCCAGUGGAAAACACAGAAAGUGCUGUAAAAGCUCUCUCAGAAGCUCUGCAUUAUCAGGUUGAAGCUGUUUAUUACUUUACAGCAGAAGAUAUUUCUGAAGCCAAGAUGCAGCUGUUGUUAAAAUGUAUGUCUGACAGCCCAUGUCCAGUCCAUACUGUGUCCUAUAACCCCCAGAAUGCAGAAACUGUGACAAUUUUGAAAGAGAUAAGUCACCAAACAUCUGGAAGAUUCCAUGUUUACAAAGAAGACAGUAAGCAGUUGAACAUGGCGUUAGAACUAAAGGGAGAAAAUUCUGCUCAACCUGCAUCAACAAAAGCAAAAACACAUGAAGAGCUUGAUUUGCAGCAAGACAAAUUCUUGAUGGUGAAAGAAUUGGAUGAAGCACACGAUACUAUCAAAAAUUUGCAAAAUAUAUUAAAGCUCUUUUAUACCAGUGAUGAUGAAAGCAUUAACAAUCUCAUGCCUGAGAUUAAACUUGAAGACUACGUUAGCUCCAAGCAAUGGCUAGUGAGAUAUGGGCUGAAAGCACAAAAACUUCAGUUUUAUGAUGCUUUUGCUGACUGUGCCUUUCGUCAUAGUGAUGGUGUUGUGGAUAUUAAAACAAAGCCAGAAGAUGAGUCAGUGCAGACAGACGCUGAUAACAAAAUGAAACAUAUCAAUGCAAAAUACUGUGAUCAAUUUGUACAUACGCAGUGGAAAGAUGGUUCUGUGGUUCAUUUGUAUAUAACUAAGGAAAAAUGGAGAUGGUAUGAAGAAAGAAUGGAGACUGUGCUAGACCAUAUGGAAAGGAGAAUUAAAUGGCUACAACAAGGGAGCAGAGAACUAUUUGGGACUAUUCUUGAAGACCGGGUAUACAUUCUUAUUGAUACUUCACACUCCAUGAAGGACAAGUUGUUUUUGGUGAAGGAAAAAAUAUUUCAGCUAAUGGAGGAGCAACUAAAGCACAAGCAGAUGUUUAACUUUGUAAAGUUCGAUUCCAAAGUAGAAGCUUGGAAAUCAAAAUUAGCCAGCGUUAAUGAAGACACUCUACAGGAGGCCUUAUGUUGGGUGAAAGAACUUCAGGUCGGAAGCUCAACCAACACCCUCAGAGCUCUGCAGGUGGCCCUUAAUGACCCUAGUACAGAAGCUAUUUAUCUACUUACAGAUGGACGCCCUGACCAGCCUACAGAAGCAAUUCUUGCUCAAGUGAACUUUCAGAAAGCAGUCCCUGUUCAUACAAUUUCCUUCAACUGUAAUGAUACAGAGGCCAAUAGCUUCCUUCAUCAGCUUUCCUGCAAAACGGAUGGACGCUUUCACUGCUACACAAGUUACUUAAGGGACCCUAAAGCCCCACAGCCUUUUGUGAGUGAAGAUAUCCACCUACUUCAGAAUGAGAUUAAGCAGGGAAAAGCAGAUCUAAAGAAGGUGCAAAAACUGUACACAGAGUGUUUAAUGUUAGACUGGUACCACAAUGGAGACAAAGAAACUACUAGGAACCUCCAUGAAAAAGCUCAGUCAGUUCAGGAUCUUACAACUGAUUCAACAACUCUGCAUAGGCCAAGGAAUACUGUACUGAGGCUUCUACGGCCAAAGAAAACCAGGCAUGCAGAGCAAACAAAGUCUAGUCUGCUCAGGGCACUGAGUCAUGGGGUGAAACUCAGUGGAGGCCCAACAGAAAUAAACAUGCCCCAGGAAACCAGAGAAGGUUUUCUCAGCAACAGCACCAAACAAACUACUCUACUUAAAGAUUUUAACAUUAUUGACAACACCACAUCGCCAAAAAAAACCAAAAGGCCACCCAAAGACUGCUUGGACAUGUCUUCUUCCCGAUGGCUGAAGACCAAUGGUUUGGUUGCUAGAAGGCUUACUAUAAUGGAUUCUCUGUCUCCCACAGCUGUACCACACACGGCUAAAUAUGUCCCAAUUCUUGACAAGCAUAUCUUUUCUAAAGUUUUUAAUGAGAUAUUACCUUUGGCCCAUAUUAGUGGAGACAGGAAGCAUGUUUUGUUAGUGAAUCCCCAAGCUGUGAACCUGGAGGAAUACCAACAAAAGCUGGAAAAGGCAGUUUCAAUUUAUGAAAGGCGCCUAAAUCUAGUUAUUUGGAGAGCAUUAUCACAGGAGGAAAGAGACAAGUUUCAGAGCGAUAUUCCAGUCUCAUACAUGGAAAACAAAGAGGCUUUGUUACAAGCAUUAGACAGGCUAGGCUGGCCGAUAACAUCUGAAGAUGUAACUCUGCUGGAAGAUGAAAUAAACACUGCAAAAAUGUAUUUCAAUCAGACCUGUCUUCUUCAGGAAGCUAUAAAAGACAAUGCAUCAAAAGAACUGAGUAAUGAGGAAAAAAAGAAGCAAAUGCCCAAAAAGAUAAAAAAACAAACAUUUGAUGCACUGAGAGGUCAAAAAGUCAUCGCAAGAUCGGACAUUGAUGGAUUUUAUUAUCAAGGAACUCUGGUAAGAAGUGUAAGUUCAAAGUGUGCCCUUGUGGAUUUCAGCCAUGGAGAAAAUCAAAUUGUUCCAAUCAGUUUUAUCAUAAGAAGAGGAGGUGCUGUGCCAUGUCCAUCUCUGAAGGUUGGAGAUUUUGUAUUUUCAAAAACACGAGCAAGAAGUGGUUGCUACGUACCUGCGGUGGUCAUAGCAACUCCAAGGACUGAAGCAAUAGAUAAACUGUACACUGUUCUGAAAUACAACGAUAGGAAAGAGCACUGUUUAAGAAGUGAACUAAUUAAAAUCAGUCAGCCUCUGUUUACCUUUGCCUGUCGGUAUAUUAGAGAAGCACAAAUGGUGGAUCAUACCAUACCAAGUGUCCAGUUUGUUAAACCCCUCACAAAGCCAACACCCAAGAAUGAAGAAAAGGAGAGGAAAGCAGGAAAAGCUAGAGGAAUCACAUCUAAGGGAAAACCUGUGAAAGAGGAAACUGAUGAAAAAACUCUCGCUGAAGCUCAUUCUGGAAAUCAGUCUGUGAUGUCCCAUAACCCCAUCAGUGAUUUAUCUGGUGACAGUGCAAGUGAAGAGCAAGAUAAUGCUUUUGACUUUGAGAAAGCCACAUUAGGAACCCCACGAGACCCACUUUCACCCCUUACUACAGUCCCUUCAAUUCUUCAGUCAUCAUGGAAGGCAACACCCAGAUCUUCAUUAUCUUCCAUAAACAUUAAAUCUCUGGAUUCUUCAGAGAUGUCGCAAAGCAUAAAUAUUAGCAAAAAACUAGAAAAGCUUAUCUUACACAUCACUCAGUUCCAGCAGAAACAGCGAGAAAAGCAGCAGUCAGUUCAAGAAUACCUAAAACAGCUCAUAAUUUUAAAGUCUCAUCAAGAUAAAUGUGGGCUGGAGGAAGAACAGAGGGAUCUUGUUAAGCAGCAAAUUGAUCUACUGCAGCAGCUGAGAAUGCUGACACCUAUUAACAGUAUUCAACAGACAAAGUCCGACCUCCAUCCUAGUCUUGUAAAUAAAAGCCAAUCAUACAAGUGCCCACUUGUUCCUGGACAGAGUGUUCUAGCUCGAUCUUCAUACACUGGAUGGUAUGAGAAAGCAACCAUAGUCCAUGAUUGCGGGGAUUUCAGUUAUUUUAUUAAGAGACCAUCUGGAGAGAUUGCAAGGUUGUGGAGAGACGAUAUGUUUAGUGAUACUGAUGACUACGAGAAAGAUAUAAAGGAUUAUGAUCCAGUGAUUGUGGCUCACCCCCUGCACGAAGGAAGUUACUGUCCAGGGGUCGUAUUGAAGGUUAUGGCAGAUUUGAAAUUGGUGGUACAGUAUUAUGAUAAGACUGAAGAUUUGGUCCCAAGAGAACAGAUUUAUUCAACAACCAUAGAAAGGUUUGAGAGGGACACCACAUAUAUCAUGGAGUGUGAAGAGCGAUGGGUUGGUCAGCCGGUUGUUGCAAGGAAUGACACAACUGGAACUUUUCAACUAGCUGAAGUGCAGAAAUGCAUUGGGAAUGGGAAGCAGUACAUCAUUUGCUGGGCAGAUGGCAAAACUGCAAGACAAGACAUUGAGUGGAUCUUUGGGAAAUUUAGCCAGCCACGUGUACUUAAAGUUGGUGCCCACGUCCUAACUCUAGCAAAUCCAUCAUCCCUCACAUUUUUACCUGGCAUUAUUACUGAGUACAAUGGAGCACGGCUAAAGGUUGCAUUUUGCAAUGGCAAAAGUUGCCAGAAUGUGGAACCCCCUCACUGCUUUGGUCUGUCUGAGAAGAAGUUUAACUUGGCUGUGACAUUCUUUCACCAACAAAACCAUGAAAAAGAAGGUAGUGAAGUUGGCUCAGAUACCGAGAAUGAAGACUCGCUGUCAGAGAUCUCCUCUGUCACCAUAUCAUCAAGUGAUUCAGAAAGUGAAAGGAGCGACUAGAGAUGCACAAGCACAAUUUGAACUUUUACGUAUUCUUGAUCUAAAAACAAACCCAUGUAUGACUGAUAAAUUUCUUAUCCCUUGGCUGCCUACAAGAUUGAGUGUGUAAAGUUAUGGCUGAUCUAAAGGGUUUAAUAAACAACAUGGUGAUUUAUUACAA